CAAUUCACAACAUUUAGUAUCUGACGAAUAUUCUAUCAAUACAUAAUAUGUAAAUAUUAUGAAUGACACUUCAGUGUAUUUAUUUACAAAUUAGAACCAAGACUAUACAAGGGUAACAUGAAAAUCAAUGUCGCAACAAAAGAGGUGUUAAUUAAGGUAAUUUUAAUAUAACAAAGGUAACACUGACGGAUGCACCACUAUACGCGUUGUCAUAACAACAAGCGCACGCAUAGAUAAUAGAAUGUUUUAGAACGCGCCAAUUUUAAAGUGUCAAAUGAAAAAUGGCUUUAUCCUCUCGCAUUUUAAGACGUGCUUCGUUAUUUCUCUAUCAAAAAAGAUUAGAAACGACUGUUGCAAGUUUGACUAAAGAUGAAAUUUUAAUUUUAUUAAGACCACCGUUCAAUAAUUGGAGUAAUGUUAUUCGGGAAGCAGAGAAAGUUGUCGGCUAUCCGACCUCUUUCAUGAACUUAAGGUGUCUAUUGAGCGAUGAAUUUGCUAAUCUGGCGCUGUAUUUACGUAAACUGGUUGGCAGUAACCAUCUCGUAAUGCAAACAGCUAAGAACGUCCUCUACGGCGACUCCAAGAACCUCCAACCUUGGGGCCUCAUCAUGCUGCUCCUUUCAAAAUCCGUCAAAAUAAGAUCAUCUCAAACGAAACUAAUUGAAGAUCAACAAAGACAAUUAGCGGAACUAACUGAAAUGAUGAGGACGGGACAUCUUAUACAUAGAGGUAUCGUCAACGUCCCAUUUGCGAAACGCUCAAAGAACACAGAAUCAGCCAUAUUCGGGAAUAAAAUCGCUAUCCUACUUGGUGACUAUCUAUUAGUCACAGCAAAUGCAAUGCUGGCUGGCCUGAAGAACGCUGAUGUUCUGUACAUCGUAUCCACCGCCUUACGCGAUCUGUCUGAAUCAGAAUUCUUUGGUGAACGGGACGAACAGAAUAUGCCCUUACCAGGAAAACCCAAGAAAAAUACAGAUGACGAUAUAACCUUUGACACCACGUCUAUAACAGCUGAUGACGUGUUAGGGAAACCGCGAAAGGAAUGGACUGCCAGAACAGUUUACAACGGAGUCAGUUUGUUAGGCCGCGGUUGUCAAUCAGCGAUGAUGCUCGGCAAGCAAAAUCGUGAUGUUCAGAACAGUGCCUAUCAUUUCGGAUGCCACGUUGGUUUAGCAUGGCAAGCAGCUAUGGAACUGCAAGCCUUAAACGCCGACAAUAAAGACCGGUUUUGUCUAGCAAGUGCCCCGGUGCUAUUCGCGUUGGAAGAAAACCCUGAACUAUACAAAAUCAUCGAUCAAGCCAAGAACGAUGUAAAAGAUGUGGAUUAUGAAGAUCUGAAGUUUAAUAUAUUGAAAACUGAUGCUGUUGAUAAAACCAAAACGCUGUACGAGGACCACGCAAAAAAGGCGACUGGAUAUAUUGAAAGUAUCGCUAGAAAUGACACUGUUGAAAUGAUCAAAAAGUUGAUUAAUACCUUCUAAAUGACAUGAAAUGACAAAACGAUGUCUAUGACUGUAAUUUACUAAAUUUCGUUUAUCACCAUUUAUUUGUAAAUUGCAUUGGCCGGAUCCGUUCCCUUACCUACUCUUGAUCUUAGCUUAAAUUUUACUUUAGUGAUAUAUUUAAAUGAUAACAAUAUCAACUUAAGGGGCGGGGCUCCUUCCUUGCAUAAUCCAUAAAAUCAUAGCUUGUAAAGCAAGCUCACGCUUGUGACAUCCGAGUUUCUAUAUAAAACCUCCUGGGGAAAGUAAUUUUCUUUAGAAUUCAAAGUAUUCCACUAGUACACGUAUUUCGUGAUAUUAAUAUAACUACAUAUUGCUAUCAUAAAUAUAUUAUUUCGUACUAAAGAUGACUGAGACUAUUAUUAACUUUAGAAUAAUAUAAUUGAAUUAAAAAAUAUAAUUUUGGUAGUUGUUUUCUUCGAAAUAUAACAUUGCUACGAUUCUGAGACAUUUUUUAUUCUCAUUUGCCAUAACGCAAAAUUUUGCACCGCAUGACGUUGCUUUCUAUUAGCGCGCCAUCUAUAUUGUGUCUCCUAAGGGGUAAGCAAGGAUUACACUCAACAACU
Molecule: messenger RNA, 2068 nt
Organism: Pieris rapae (cabbage white)
Lineage: Eukaryota; Metazoa; Arthropoda; Insecta; Lepidoptera; Pieridae
Product: all trans-polyprenyl-diphosphate synthase PDSS2-like
Exons: 3
Coding region: 282-1481 (399 amino acids)
Biological process (GO): isoprenoid biosynthetic process; ubiquinone biosynthetic process
Cellular component (GO): transferase complex; mitochondrion
Molecular function (GO): prenyltransferase activity
Source: RefSeq, a predicted model, not a curated record